CGUCUGCAGUCGAUUCGCGUACUCGAAACAGUCGCCGUAAACGCGACUCGACCUUUGACUGCAGCAUCCAUGAAGAAGCUUUUGUGAUUCGCGAAGAAAGAGAAGCAGAAUUUUCUUUGACAACAAUAAAAAGGGAACAUCUUGUUUAAAUCUUCUCUCGUAAGGAUCCGAAACAGUGCCAGUUCCCCAUCGGAGGAACUUGAAGGAGGUGGGAUCGAACCAUGGGCCGCACAGGAUACACGUGCAUAAGGCACGUCUUCUGCUCCCUCAACGUUCUCAUAUGGUUAUGCGCUUGUGGAAUUUUGGGUGCUGGCCUUUGGUUGCGAUUGGCUUACUCAGGAUACACGACUUUGGUACCGCAAUACAGUUUUGCAUCGGCUGAUUCUUUGUUACUAGCGGCAGGAUGUGUUACCUUCGUUAUUGCUUUCUUCGGAUGCUGUGGAGCUUGGUUCCAAUCGAGAUGCAUGUUGAUUACGUACUUCAGUCUCGUUAUACUGAUGUUCCUGGCUGAAUUCAUGCUCGGUACACUCGCCUUUAUAUUCCGCGAGCAUCUCGCUAGAAGUCUUAAAGAAGAAUUGCUAUUUGGCAUUGAGAGGCAUUACAAUUUGACCAGAGAACCUGGUACUCUACCUGCUGUUUGGGAUCAUAUACAUACCGAGUUUCAUUGUUGCGGUGUUCGAGACUACACCGAUUGGUAUCAAAUCGAUGCGUGGCCAACGGAAGAUCGAGUACCAGACUCUUGUUGUAUACAACGAGAAAGGUACUGUGGUAGACUCGAUCCUGAAGGAUUGAACAAAGAACUUUGGUACAAGGAAGGUUGUGCCUCAGCCAUUCAAUUAUGGCUAGUUACAAGGUUACACGUUGUUGGUACCGUUGGAUUGGUUGUUGCUUUUCUUCAAUUAUUUGGACAAGUUGCCAGUAUGAUACUCUUUUGCACAGUUAGGCAAAAGAAAUCCUCACACACGUACAAGAGCUAUGAUACUACCAAUACCUAGAAUUUCCGCUGGAUCUUAGACGAGAGUAGCGUCUAAGAUCCAUAAGAUUGUCGUUAGAUCGACAUAAUUGUAUUUCGAUUCCGCGACGAUUUCAUUGGUCUUUCUCUUAAGAUAAGAGCAAUAUACGAUCGUCGAUCUCGCGAUAUCAUCAUGCGAUCUUUUUCCUCUACGCUCUUUAUUAAGAACGAAUGAACGAGCGAAGACGAAAAAGUCGAAGAGAAAGAAGCCCGAGAUUAUUCGAGAAUAUUUCUCGUUUUUCCGUUCGAUCAUGCUUCUUCGAGCUUUUUCAAGAGAAAGAUUUUGUAAAUUUUGUUCACACAUAUAUACAUAAUGCAUAUAUAUAUUUAUAUAUGUAUGUAUAUAUGUAAAUAUAUAUGUAUGUACGUACAUUUUCUUAUGAUCGAAGCUCUUUCGGAUUAGGAACUAGAAUCGUUUAGCUUUAAUUCUCUUAGAGAAUAAUGCCUGGAAUUGUAUUUAUUUAUAUCAUUAUAAUUACCUAACUCUCAUAGUUUGCUUAGCGAAUAUAAAAAUGUCUU
This is a messenger RNA of Vespula pensylvanica (western yellowjacket), 1531 nucleotides long. RefSeq names its product tetraspanin-9 (gene Tsp5D). Gene Ontology annotation, cellular component: membrane. The coding region runs from base 222 to 995 and encodes 257 amino acids. NCBI's taxonomy places the organism in Eukaryota, Metazoa, Arthropoda, Insecta, Hymenoptera, Vespidae. The transcript has 5 exons. The record is from RefSeq and is a predicted model, not a curated record.